UGUCGCAACGUAAUUGCGCAUUAUGUGACAAAAACCGAAUAAGCGAGCUAUUAGCGAACGAGUACAGAGCGCAUUAUUGGUAACAAAUUAUGAUCUGGUAUGAAGAACACCCCAUUGUCCACGUAUUAGAACGAACGGUUUCGAUGGAUGGAAAAUUGAAUUAUGAUUGAUAAUUUAGCUGCAAUAUUCAUCCAGAAGUUCCAGCUCUAUUGUAUGAAGUUCUCUAGGACAUGCAAGUCCAGGAACAAUAGAACGGAAUUAUAUCUCGUGCUGAAAGAGACUUAGAUUUUUUUUUGUGACAGAGAGAAUUCCUCUUGUAAUAUUUUGGGAGGUAAGGCAUUGAAACAAACUGAAGAUGUUUUGUUUUCACUGCCCGCCGGGGUUGCAUCCAGCUUCCCGACCCCUGGGUAUGGAUCUACCGUUCCAGGCACACCCGUCAUUCGCUGGUUACGGCCUGCACAGUGAUCUUCAUGACGAUGCUUUUGCCCGACGCAAACAACGAAGGAAUAGAACGACCUUCACCUUGCAACAGCUUGAAGAGCUAGAGAAGGCAUUUGCGCAGACUCAUUACCCGGAUGUGUUCACGAGAGAAGACCUUGCCAUGAGGAUAAACCUAACCGAGGCCAGAGUGCAGGUCUGGUUCCAAAACAGAAGAGCGAAAUGGAGAAAAAGCGAACGAUUUACACAAAGAACACCUUCUUCGAAAGAUGCUAGUGAAAAUCCGGAAGAUGGAAAAUCUGAUAACGAGGCGGAAGAUCCGGAUGUUUGUGGUGAUGUUUCGGAUACAUGCCCGGAACCGGAAGAUAAAGAUGAACAGCGUUUUGAGGGAGAAAGACUUUUGUCCCCACAGGGCGAUAGCGAAGAAUCAGAAAAUAAUAAUAAUGAUGAACAUAACAGUGAAAGUGACAGUCAUGUAGAUUGUGGAAUGUUGCCACAAACUACACCGGAAAAGAAAGUUGCAAUGGCAACAGAAAAUGUUUCAGAUCAAGUCGCAGAAGAUUUAACUUCAUCACCGUCUUUCAAAACAGACAAUGAUUUGGUUAAACCACAACCGGCUCACUCAAUUCAUAGUAUUGUUUCUAAAAUUAAUGACCAAACGAUAGAACCCAAUGACACACCACAAUCAAAGACACCAGCAGACGACAGCGAUUCGCAACCAGUCAGGUCAGCUGGUUCCCCGUCUUCGCCAUUAGCAUCUCUAGCGCUUGCGAAUACAGCGAGAGCAAAUAUGAUGAUGAAUUCCAAACCAAUGUUACAACAUUCGUUUACACAGACACUCAUGGCCCUAAGUAACAACGCAAUGAGUAGGCCAUCAUUUUUCCCAAUGUUGGAAAGCAACUACAAGCAGUAUUUGGACAAUUACUUUUCUCCGAGACCUUUGUUCCCGGCUCAUUUCUCGGCGCACCCGGCAUUUAAAGGUUACAUGCCAUUAUGCGGAUGUUGCGGUUCACGCGGACCAUGCACUUCUAUGAUGGCUGGGCACGAGACACGCACGAGCAGCGUUGCGGAGCUUCGACGCCGUGCACGUGAACAUUCGGAGGCCCUGUCAACAACGCCGACGGAGAGUGGAAUUCAAAGGCCCUGAAAGCAGCGACGAUGAGUUAAUAACAGAAUGAUAUUCCCAGCAUUAUCUGUCAACCGGAAAUGACGAAAGUGUUUCCGGAAGCACACGUCUUCACUUCAGAUAUUGUUGAGUACGCAGUCCCGUUUAUGUGCAGUAUGCAAUUUAGUGUCUCAUGUUCUUGCCAGUCAAAAGUAUAUUAACUUUUGAACUUUACAAAACGUGCGUGCGUGGUCACCUCAAAAUGAUGUACAGCAUGUGCUGAUAUAAAGACAUGCAUCUACAAAUAUCAAAACUUUGACCUUUUGUUCUCACCUCAUUAAUUUCUAGAUUAAUAUGUUAGUGUGUGUUUCAAGCAUAUGUACAUGUGUUUUGACUUUGUUAAGGGAUGAACUUCAAUUUAAAUAAUAGGAAAGGGUAAAAGAGUUUAUUAUUGAUUUUAUUUUAGUUAAACAUUUAAAAAAUCGUAACAAUAAAGAAAUUUUUCAAUCAAAGAGUAGGCUUCAUUUUAAUAAUAUGGUUUACAUUCUUAACGGAAGUAGAAUCUAAACAUAAUAAAUGAUCCGUGCCAUGA
Messenger RNA from Mercenaria mercenaria, 2135 nucleotides. RefSeq names its product diencephalon/mesencephalon homeobox protein 1-like. The coding region runs from base 356 to 1585 and encodes 409 amino acids. The transcript is spliced from 7 exons. Gene Ontology annotation, biological process: regulation of transcription by RNA polymerase II. Gene Ontology annotation, molecular function: DNA-binding transcription factor activity, RNA polymerase II-specific; RNA polymerase II transcription regulatory region sequence-specific DNA binding. NCBI's taxonomy places the organism in Eukaryota, Metazoa, Mollusca, Bivalvia, Venerida, Veneridae. The record is from RefSeq and is a predicted model, not a curated record.